AUGAACCACAACAUCCAGUCGUUGAAAUGUGUCGUCGUCGGUGACGGAGCUGUGGGCAAGACAUGUCUGCUCAUCUCGUACACGACCAAUUCUUUCCCGGGGGAAUAUGUACCUACAGUCUUUGACAACUACUCGGCAUCAGUGCUCGUCGACGGGCGACCAAUCUCGUUAGGAUUAUGGGACACGGCGGGGCAGGAGGACUACGACCGCCUGCGCCCGUUGUCAUAUCCCCAGACCGACGUGUUCUUGGUAUGCUUCUCAGUCAUGAGCCCACCAAGCUUUGAAAACGUCAAGACGAAAUGGGUCCCAGAAGUCCGACACCACGCACCAGGCGUACCGGUAAUCCUAGUCGGGACCAAGCUCGAUCUCCGCGACGACCCCGUGAGCGUACAGCGGCUCAAGGAGCGGCGGUUUGCGCCCAUCAGCUUUGCGGCCGGCAUGCAACUGGCCAAGGAGAUUGGGGCGGUACGAUACGUCGAGGCAUCGAGCAAGACGCAAAAGGGGCUCAAGAGCGUGUUUGACGAAGCUAUUCGCGCAGUCCUUACCCCGCACGAUAAGAAUCUCACACUUGGCUCGAAAGAGAAGAAGAAGAAGAAGAAAGAGUGUAUCUUUCUGUAG
Cutaneotrichosporon cavernicola is the source of this 618-nucleotide messenger RNA. RefSeq lists its product as uncharacterized. Gene Ontology annotation, cellular component: cell projection; cytoskeleton; cytoplasmic vesicle. NCBI's taxonomy places the organism in Eukaryota, Fungi, Basidiomycota, Tremellomycetes, Trichosporonales, Trichosporonaceae. The coding region runs from base 1 to 618 and encodes 205 amino acids. Gene Ontology annotation, biological process: engulfment of apoptotic cell; regulation of cell shape; small GTPase-mediated signal transduction. Gene Ontology annotation, molecular function: protein kinase binding; GTPase activity; GTP binding. The record is from RefSeq and is a predicted model, not a curated record. The transcript is spliced from 7 exons.